AUGUUUACGAACAGCUUACAUCAAAACAACACAAAAAAUUUGUAUGAACGUACAAAGAACAGGAAAUUUUCUUUUCAUAAUAACUCCAAAGAAAAUGUGCGCAAGUCUUCUUUACCAAUGCAACUUGACCAUGUUGAUCAGUACUAUUUCGAAUCAAUGAAAUCGUGUCCAACAUCAAAAUAUUUUGAUGAAAACCCGUUAAACCCUAAAACAUGUUAUCGUUAUUAUCAAAAACCACUUACUACUACUAUUACUACUACUACUACUACUUCUACAAGUAGUUCAUAUGUUUCAGCGGAAUUUCAGAAUUUACAACCACUCUGUUGUUUGUGCUGUAACAACAAUGAUGAUAGUAAUCAUGAUAAAAUUUCUGUACAUUAUUUGACCAGUUGUUGUAAUUCAAGAAAAUUCCAACGCGUUGUACAUAAUCUAAUAUUGAUUUCACUAGGCAUUUCAAUAGUUUUUUCGAUAAUACUCUCUUUGCUGGGUAUUUUUUUAAAUUAUCGUUCAUGUUUAACAGCUGGUUGUAUUCUAGGCAUAGCAAGCUUUGGUGCAUUAUUACACGGUUGUUUAAGACAUCGUACAUUGCCGAAUUCACCAAUACCUAUUAUAUUAGGCCGAUCAUAUAUGCAUCCUAUAAUGAAUAAUAUACCAGUAUCAGUGAAUCAACUUUUUAUAAAACAUCAACAAUAUCCUCAAAGACUACUACAACAACAGCAACAACUUUAUGAUUUUUCAAGGAAUGUUUUAAUUAAACAUCCAUAUUUUAUAUCCACAGAUGAUUAUUGUACUAACAAUCAAGAUUAUAAGAAUUCUAAGAAUAAUCGUAAUGAAAAUAUGGAAAUAUUUAAUAAAAGAAAUCUCGAUAAUUUGUGCAAUACUUAUCAACUAAAGUCGACCAAUGAUAUGGAGUAUAGUCAUUCAGCAAACAAAAGAAAUAUGGACUAUUCAAGUGAAUCACCAUCAAUUACAUGUUCAGUAUCAGGAAACGUAGUGGUAACAACAGCAAACACAACGGCCUCUCCACAAAAAUGCAAUGAUGAUAAUUACAGUAACAAACAAAACACAUAUCUGUGUAAGAAUUCGUUAAAACCUAAUGAUUGUAAAUCAGUAAUUUCUACUGAAUGUGAAAUAUGUCGAGUUGACUCAUCAAAUAACACGAAUUACAAGUAUAAAAAAAAUAAUGCAGAUUGCACUCAUUCAAACAAUAUAAUCAAUGAAUUAAAGAAUAAUACACCGCGAUCCAUUUCAUCGAUUCGAAUUAACAAUGCACGACGACCUGAAUCCAUGUAUCUUGAUUUACGUGAUCUAGCUUUACCAACAGAAAUUAAAGCGGAAUCACAAGAUCAAACCAAACAUACGAAACCCUCCCAACAAAACACAUUUACUCACGUACAACACAAUCUUUUAAAUUCAUGCGACACUGGAACCGAUAAACAGUCGCAUUCAUAUUAUUUUGAACCUUCAUCAUUUUGUGGCAAACAAAAUCUUCUGAAUCAUAAUAUUAAUAUUAACAAACAAGUAAAAAGCUUAAAUUAUUUAAUGAUUUAUCCAAAGUUUAAAUCAAGAAAUCAAAUAAUGUUAAGUAAUUAUUCAAAUUUCUUGAAUGGAUUAUGUCAUCAUGUUAAUCAGUCACAGCGACAAAAUUAUCAUAAUGAACGGUAUGAUGGAGAAUACAAUCAUGAUAUAUUCGGUCCACGUACAUGGCAAAGUUGGGGAAAUUGAGUAAAUUAGUAAUCAAACAAAAUUUUUAAACAGCAUAAUACUUGUAUGCAUCAGUAUUAUGAUGAGUAUCAACGAACUAGUUAAACGAUGUGUAGUGAAUUGAACCUAAUUGAAGAAUUAUUGGAAACUAGACCAGAUAUAUCAGAUGAUUAUGUUCAUUGAUUUAAAGUAUCUCAUUAGUGAUUACAUACAUUUUGUUUAGCUUAAAACAGAUCCCUUUCCUGAUAAAGUUCAUAUUACCACUGAGAAGUUGAUCUAUCUUAUGGAAGAAAUGUUAAUUGUGAUGCAGCAGUUGGUUGGAAUGACAUAUAGUAUAAAUGGUUACUUAUUUUGUUAUAUCAUGAUCGACUUCUCGGAAUUAUUGAACGAAUAACAAGAACUGUUUGUACUACAUCCGUCAAGAUAAAAGUUUCUGUCAUCUG
Messenger RNA from Schistosoma turkestanicum, 2147 nucleotides. The record is from the annotation of a GenBank genome assembly. Lineage: Eukaryota; Metazoa; Platyhelminthes; Trematoda; Strigeidida; Schistosomatidae.